Messenger RNA from Esox lucius (northern pike), 2490 nucleotides. Its product is annotated as extracellular calcium-sensing receptor. Gene Ontology annotation, biological process: G protein-coupled receptor signaling pathway. Gene Ontology annotation, molecular function: G protein-coupled receptor activity. The transcript is spliced from 9 exons. The coding region runs from base 1 to 2490 and encodes 829 amino acids. The record is from RefSeq and is a predicted model, not a curated record. Gene Ontology annotation, cellular component: membrane. Lineage: Eukaryota; Metazoa; Chordata; Actinopteri; Esociformes; Esocidae.
AUGACUCUGUUGUUCUUGUGGCUCCUAUCUCCCUCUGUCUCCAGCCUCACACAUACCCCCUCCCAGAUCCCAGAUUACCCCCUCUCAGCCUCACAAUGUGUUCUGCAGAAUGACUUUGAGCCUGUGUUCAUGGCUGAUGGAGAUUAUGUAAUUGGGGGUAUCUUUCCCUUGCACUACAACCAGGAAAUGCCGGACAUCAACUAUACGUACCGACCAGCAGCCGUCAAGUGCAAUGGUUUUGACCCGAGGGCUUUCCGCUGGGCUCUUGCCAUGAGGCUGUCGGUGGAGGUGAUCAAUCAGAGUGGGAAGCUGCUGCCCAACCACACGCUGGGCUACAAGAUCUUUGACUCGUGUGCAUAUCCUCUAACGGGGCAGAGGGCUGCUCUGUCCGUGCUAAAUGGACCGUUCCAGGCUCAUGCGCCAAUGUGUUCCAGUGCCUCUCCUCUCUUGGCUGUCAUUGGUGAAUCUGGUUCUGCUCAGUCAAUUGUUGUGUCCAAAAGUCUACACCCCUUUAGAAUACCAAUGAUCAGCUAUUUCUCAUCGUGUGCGUGCCUCAGUGAUAGGACGAAGUACCCCAACUUCUUCAGAGUGAUUCCAAAUGACGACUACCAGGUGAAAGCUAUGGCCCAGCUUCUCUUGCGAUAUGGCUGGCGCUGGGUCGGGGUUGUGCGUGGGGACCAUGCGUAUGGCCUUUUCGCCCUCCAGGGCCUGCUGAGGGAGCUGAAGGGGACAGGCGUGUGUGUGGCAUACCAGGAGAUGAUCCCCCUGCUCUACAACCAGCAAAAAGCUCUGGAGAUCAUAGAGGUGAUGCGUAGCUCCACAGCCAGGGUGGUGGUGGUGUUCUCUGCUGAGGGGGAGAUGACACCAUUCCUGAAGGACUACAUGGAGCAGAACGUGACAGGGAUCCAGUGGGUGGCUAGCGAGGCCUGGGUCACUGCCUCCGUAUUCACCACCAGCAAGUACUACACUUACCUCGGAGGCACAAUCGGCUUUGGGAUCAGGCAAGGCCAAAUCCCGGGUCUCAGGGAUUACCUGCAGAUGGUUAACCCUGUGAGGCCCCUGCUGCCCCCCUGCUCAGGACAGGAGGCUAUCCUUGAUCAACAUUCAGCCUACAUGAAUACCUCCAGCCCCAGAGUGACCUAUAAUGUUUACAAGGCUGUGUAUGCAAUCACCCACUCCAUGCACAACCUCCUCUACUGCCAGCCUGGGACAGGGCCCUUCCUCAACCACUCCUGUGCUAACAGCAACAAUGUAUAUCCCUGGCAGCUGCAGCAUUAUCUACAAGAAGUGGACGUUUCUAUCGCUGGAGAGACGAUAAAGUUUGACUGGAAAGGGGAUUCCAUCCCGUACUAUGACAUCAUCAACUGGCAGAAGGGCUCUGGUGGUAACAUCGAGUUUAUAACUGUGGGUGUGUUCGAUGGAACAAAGGAUCCUGGGAAGGAGCUGGUGAUCCAGGAGGAGAAGAUAGUGGUGGUCUCCGUGUGCAGUGCCAGCUGUCGUCCAGGAUUCAGGAAGGCUGUCCGUCAUGGGGAGCCUCUGUGCUGCUUUGACUGUGUUCCAUGUGACGGUGGCAAGAUUAGUAAUCAGACAGAUUCUAUAGACUGUGAAGCAUGUCCUGAAGAUUAUUGGUCCAAUGCUGAUGGAACAUUGUGCAUCCUUAAAGUGGUGGAGUUCCUUUCCCAUGAUGCAAUGGGGAUAGCCCUGAUGGUGAUAGCUGUAGUUGGUGCCUGCCUGACGGCUGCUGUCCUGGGGGUCUUUCUCCAUCACAGGACCACUCCCAUUGUCCGUAUCAACAACUCUGAGCUGAGUUUCUUUAUCCUGCUCUCCCUGACUCUGUGCUUCCUGUGUGCUCUUGUCUUCAUUGGUGAGCCCACCUCCUGGUCCUGCAUGCUUCGCCACACUGCCUUCAGCAUCACCUUCUCCCUCUGCAUAUCCUGCAUCCUAGGCAAGACUUUGGUGGUCCUGGCUGCCUUCACUGCCACCAGGCCUGGGGACAACAUCAUGAAGUGGCUGGGGCCAAAACAGCAGAGAUUUAUCAUAAUCUGCUGCACCCUGGUUCAGGUGCUGAUCUGUGCUGCUUGGCUCAUCGCUGCCCCACCCUUCCCCAUCAAGAAUACACAAGCCUAUCAUUCCAAGAUCAUUCUGGAGUGCAGUGUGGGAUCACAACUUGCCUUUUGGUGUGUUCUGGGAUACAUCGGCUUCCUGGCUUGCUUAUGCUUUAUCUUGGCCUUUUUGGCCCGAAAACUGCCGGGAAACUUCAACGAGGCCAAGUACAUCACCUUCAGCAUGCUUAUAUUCUGUGCAGUCUGGAUCUCCUUCAUCCCAGCCUAUGUCAGCUCUCCUGGGAAGUACACAGUAGCUGUGGAGAUCUUUGCUAUUCUGGCCUCCAGCUUUGGCCUACUGUUUUGUCUGUUUGCUCCAAAGUGCUACAUCAUUCUGCUGAAGCCUGAGAAGAACACUAAACAACAUCUUAUGUUAAAUAAAAAAUAG